Molecule: messenger RNA, 882 nt
Organism: Trichoderma aggressivum f. europaeum
Lineage: Eukaryota; Fungi; Ascomycota; Sordariomycetes; Hypocreales; Hypocreaceae
Exons: 5
Coding region: 1-882 (293 amino acids)
Biological process (GO): endonucleolytic cleavage in ITS1 to separate SSU-rRNA from 5.8S rRNA and LSU-rRNA from tricistronic rRNA transcript (SSU-rRNA, 5.8S rRNA, LSU-rRNA); tRNA 5'-leader removal; tRNA 3'-end processing
Cellular component (GO): ribonuclease MRP complex; multimeric ribonuclease P complex
Molecular function (GO): ribonuclease P activity; ribonuclease MRP activity
Source: RefSeq, a predicted model, not a curated record
AUGCUGCACCAGGCUCCGUCGAUAUACCAGUCGCCGAAAUGCUUCGUCACGUACGGCAUGAUGGGACACGUUGAUCCCAGGCAGAUUCCGAGUAGGGGCAAGCCUUGGACGGCCAUAUCAGAUCUCGACUUUAUCCACAAGGUUGACUUGAUCAUUCCUCAGGACAUCUAUGAGGCUGUUGCCCAGAAGAUGACUGAGCGUGAAGCCCCGGCAUAUUACAGAGUCGUCAUGACGCUGGGCCAGGUGCUGGAAACCAAGUUUCUUACUCAGUACAUCAAGCUAGGAAACAUCAUGAUGCUCUCCGAAGGAAAGACAACCAUUGGAAAUCUAUUCACUCUUCGAGAAGGAAAUUUGGACCUAUAUCUCGAUAGAGAGACGUAUGAGCGCGCUGGUCUCGAAGGAAAGCCUUACGGUAUCAAGGGUGGCCGGGGAUCGAAGCCCAGAUGGACCAUGAGUGUAGAUUUAUUGCAAGACCUCAACGCGAAGCAAAUGACAUCCUCACCAAGGCCAUCUACAGACACCGGAAUCCAUCAGAUACCCCUCAGGAUACCCUCCACAAUCCUUGCGCAAGGAGACCGCGAGGCUCUUGAAUAUUCUGCGACAGACAUGUACGAGUGGCUCUCACUGGUCCGAUUGGAAAGCCCUCGUGUUGUAGCCGGGGAUGCCAUCGACUCAUAUCUCUCGCGAUAUGCGCCACCAGGAGCAGACAGCACCGCGGAUCAAGUGCAAGUCUUCACCAACUGCCCCUCGCAAUCUUGGUUUGCGCUUAGCGGCACCACCUUUUCUCGCAACAUCCUUGGAGGAUGCAACGAAUUGAGUUUUCUUCGGCCACCGGAGAGCUCGGGAGAAUUUCUCAUGUGGGAGACCAAAAGUCAGGACUGA